AUGUCAGCCCCACCAAUCAGUCUUAAUCUCAGCAAUGAUAUCCCAUCAUCAUCUUCGCGCCUGAUGCCUUGUACGCGCACACACUCUGUUCAGCAAUGUCCAAGUUGUCACUCGUGUCGUCACGAUUCCAGCGGUAUUUCUGACCUGUACGAUAUAGCCGAUGGUAUCAGGUCAAUGUCAAUCAACGACACCGAUGAACUUGAAGCCAACCUCGUCAUGGACCUAGCGAGGGCGAGGCGGGAUGUAUUUAGGGCGGAGAAGGUGCUAGCGGAUUGUGUAGUGCGAGAACGCGAAAUCAUGGCGAAUCUUUCUAAGCACCAGUCCGACGUUUCGAAGAAAAAGCUCGACAAAGCAGAUAUAGGAUUAGGUUUGCAAGAACAAUCCAACCGUCGUGUAUCAUCUGACCCGGUUGUGAGCUCUGUGACCACUUUGGCGUCUGGGGCUGUACGUUCUGUGAGCUCUGUCGCCACUUUGGGUGGCUGUGGGAAACUGUCGAAAAUUACCAUAUCUGUGAAGAAAUUUCUAGUUUGCAGAUGCUCCAUGUCCAUCACUCCUCCCCCUUCCCUACCUUCUCCUACCUCUGCCCCUACCCCUGCGGAUCACGCAGGUGACCUUGGCGCAGACAUCGACUCACUCAUUGCUGAGUCCGAGCAGAUGGAUCUUGAAGCGGAGGCUCGCCGCCAUGGCUUCUCGGCCGAAGAGCUCUUUGGUAGCGUCUUCCUCCUAGGCCUGUUGACCAUUGUUAACAUUACCCUCCUCGUCCUCCUAGCAGCAAUGGGUACCAUGAACAUUGAGUCCGCCCCUGCUUCUCUGGCUUAGUAGGCCCCUACAGUUUGUUUUAAGAAGGUCCUCUUUAGAUGACCUGGAGGGCGUAUGUAGCGUUCCUAAAAAGCCUUCAUCGUUACAAGGCAACAUCUCCCCAUAGUUUCUCUUAUUUUCUUUAUUAUUCCUUACUCUACAGUAUAUAAGACUCUGAUUAUCUACUGUUAGAGUAGUUGAUCUUUCCCCCACCGAAUAACAUUUAGUUCGGACAGUUCUCUCGUCUGAAUUAAGUCUAUUCAACAAUCGACUCUACAGUGUGAACGUUUUACAAACGCCACAGUUCUGCACACCUCGGUGAUCUCCGCCCGAGUACACGUUUACCCAGUCGUUUGGAGGUUCUGCCUCCCUCUCCAUCGGUGCAGGAUCGUUCAGAUAUGGGUG
This is a messenger RNA of Suillus fuscotomentosus, 1203 nucleotides long. RefSeq lists its product as uncharacterized. The transcript is spliced from 5 exons. Lineage: Eukaryota; Fungi; Basidiomycota; Agaricomycetes; Boletales; Suillaceae. The record is from RefSeq and is a predicted model, not a curated record. Bases 1 to 819 code for a protein of 272 amino acids.